Molecule: messenger RNA, 143 nt
Organism: Paramecium octaurelia
Lineage: Eukaryota; Ciliophora; Oligohymenophorea; Peniculida; Parameciidae
Source: the annotation of a GenBank genome assembly
AUGAUAACCAUAGGCGUCAGAGGUUCAAUUAAAUUUGAAGAUGUAGUAAAAGCAUUCAAUUAGAAUUACUAGCUAAGGUAAAUUUCAAGUUAAGAUUAAGGUUAGAGAAGGAGACUUUAUGUUUAAGCGAAACAAGAAUAUGA